AGAAGGAAGAGAAGGAGGAACAGGAGAGGAAAGAUGGGGAAGAGUUGAGGGAAAGAGAGAAAGAAGGAGAAAAAGAGGAAGAGGAGGAGGAGGAGGAGGAGGAGAUAAAAGAGAUGGAAAUUAAAAGAAGCGAGGGCAAGACCAACGAUCCAUCCAGUGGUUCAGAUACGAAGAGUGAACCAGCCCGUGCCACUGACAUAGGAAAGGUCCUGAAGGAGACAAGAGAAAAGAUAGAGAAGAAUGGAAAAAGUGAUAAGGAUGGUGCUAAAGUCAAGACAGAGGAGAAGGAAGAAACCUUAAAUGGCAUGGAAGAAGGAGAGAUUGCCAGUGAGGAGGAAGGACCACAAGAGAAGUCCCAAAGCAAGCCCCAUAAGAAGAAAUCAAAGAAAGACAAGGACAGACACCGAGACAAACGGAAGUCUAAGAAGGAAAAGGACCGGAACAAAGAAGAUAAAAAGAAGAAGAGAAGGGAACGAGAACGGAGCAGGUCCCGCACCCGUGAGCGAGUCAAGUCACGGAGUAGGUCACGUAGUCAUGACCGAGGGAGGUCACAGACCAGGUCGAGGACCCACGAGAGAGGUAGAUCGAGAAGCAGGUCACGGUCGCGGGAGAGACACAAGUCAAGAAGACAUUCAAGUCGUUCAAGAGAUAGAUCCUCCAGAGUGCGGCACAAGAGUCGUUCCAGGUCUCGCUCACGCUCCAAAUCCCACAGUCACAGAAAACGGGAUAGUGUUAACGAUUUGAGAGAUAAGGUGACCCGUAAGAGGCUGCUGGAAAUAGCCCGCCGCAAUGCUGUGUACCUCAUGCAGAAUGGCUGCCUUCCCCCGAGUGUGGAGCAGGAGCAGCUGGUCAAGAUCAAGGCAGGCGGGAAGAGUGUUGAAGAGCUCACCAAUUUCUGCAAGCAGCUGGUGGCAACGGGGAACUAUAGUGACGUUGAACUGAGUGAACCUUCCCUCAGCUCAGGGGACGACAAUGAGAACUCGGACAAGCCCUUUAGUAACACCCGACACCCCUUCAGUGUGAGGGACUCCAAACCUAUCCUCAUGAACAUCAGGAAUGCCCCCAUGCUGCCCACCAAGACCAACGCCGAGCGAUUGGCUGACCAAGCCAAGUUGCGUGAGCAGUUCCCGGUGUCGAGUGGCUCCCAACAUCGCACCAAGGGGGAGCUGACAGCCACCGAGGGGAAGCUUCUCACAGAGAGCAGCUGGGUGCCGGUGUCUCCCAAGGAGAAGAAGGAAGGAGAGGACAGAGUGUUCCCUGAGCCAGAACCCGUGGCGGUGGACAUCUCGCAGAUAGUGUCUACACGGCUGAGUGCAAUGAGGAAGCUGCAGGACAACCCGCACGACAUCGAAGCCAUCAAAGCCUUGCACAACGUCCAGAAGGAAAUGCAGAACUGGGCCCUGAGCAAACAGGAACCGGGCCAGUUCACAGGCUCAACCGGGGUCAAGGUUCUGUCGCAGGAGGAACUCUCGGCAGGCCACCAAGCCUGGGCUCGGAAGGAGCAGUUUAAGGAGGCUGCCCCUGUCAGGCCACAGUUUGGGCUGAAGAUGCUGCAGAAGAUGGGCUGGUCUCCUGGGGAGGGCCUUGGCAAGAACAAGGAGGGCACUCUUGAGCCUCUUCUGCUUGACGUCAAGAUGGACAAGAAAGGUUUCCACGCCCAGGAAGAGCUGACCCCAAAGAAGCAGCCAAUCCCCUUGGCUAAGGACCUCUCGGGCAAGCAUCCUGUAUCUGCCCUGGUUGAGCUCUGCUCCAAGAGGAAGUGGUCGCCUCCCGAGUUUGAGAUGGUCUUCGACUGCGGCCCCGAGCACAAGAAAAACUUUCUCAUGAAGGUUAUGGUUAAUGGCCAGGAGUACAAGCCUUCAGUGGCUGCCUCGACGAAGAAGCUAGCCAAGGCAAACGCUGCCGCUGCCUGCCUCCAGUCACUUGGCCUCUUCCCCAAGGACCCAGCCAACCCCUUAUGAUACUAGAUAUCCCCAGACCAAGCAAAAAUACUUCAAGGAGUAGGGGAGGGAACAUAGCCAAAGGACCCCCUGAAAAGCCCACGUAUAGGAAGACCUAGAUAGACAUGUUUUUUUUUUAUUUCUCUCUCAGUACUUUUUCUGUCUUUCUUUUCCUUUUUUUCUUUUUUAUCCAUGGUCAAGGGAUAAACCAGAAAGAUCGGCUGGGUCCCUCAUGAUAUCAGAAGCCUUGAAAAUGAGUGAAUUGCAUCCUAAAAGGAUGAUAUAAGUAGGGAAGAAUGAGACAAAAGCAUCAGAGUCUGAGUAUGUGUGUGUGUUAGUCAGAGGAAGUGUUAGUAUGAGAGCGAGAGAGAGAGAGAGUGAGAGUGAGAGUGAGAGUGAGAGUGAGAGUGAGA
Molecule: messenger RNA, 2353 nt
Organism: Penaeus monodon (black tiger shrimp)
Lineage: Eukaryota; Metazoa; Arthropoda; Malacostraca; Decapoda; Penaeidae
Gene: Son
Product: protein SON-like
Exons: 15
Coding region: 114-1961 (615 amino acids)
Biological process (GO): regulation of mRNA splicing, via spliceosome; regulation of cell cycle
Molecular function (GO): RNA binding
Source: RefSeq, a predicted model, not a curated record